Molecule: messenger RNA, 1886 nt
Organism: Capsicum annuum
Lineage: Eukaryota; Viridiplantae; Streptophyta; Magnoliopsida; Solanales; Solanaceae
Product: seipin-2-like
Exons: 2
Coding region: 205-1605 (466 amino acids)
Biological process (GO): lipid droplet organization; lipid storage
Cellular component (GO): endoplasmic reticulum membrane
Source: RefSeq, a predicted model, not a curated record
UUGGCUAACGCAACAAUGGUUCUUACCAAUCUGAACCCUCCAUUGUUUUAGCAUUCCAAGAAAAUAAAAAAAUACUAAUUUCUUCCUUAUUUAAUAAGCCCAUUGCCUUCAUUAACAAUUUUCACAGGGAAGUCCCUCUUUGUCACCUCUGUCUUUUAAUUUUUCACCAUCCAAAUCUUGAAUUAAUCUUUUGCCAUCACAUCCAUGGAUGAACAAGCAAAAAUUAGUGAAAAUGCUGUUGGCAUUGAAGAUGUUGGUGAUAAUUUUAUUGAAUUCAAUAGCAAAGAGCACAAAAAAUCACCAAAUUUUGUGAUGUAUUCUUUGCUACUUGGAGCUGAAAAGGUCUUAAUGCGUCGAAAAUCUCAACGAGCAUUUUCAAGCGAUAGCUUAAGCUCAUGGACCAAUGAGGUGAGCGCUCGCGAAAAAAAGAGAAACAAAGGCAAAUCAGUCCUUAUGGACGAGACAUUUUCAUGUGGAACCUCUAGGGACACUACAAUGGAGUCAAGUAAACAACAUUUUGGUAACGAGCUAUCGUUCAAUUUUACUGGAUUUUUAGCACUAAUGAUGCUAAAACUUUUCGGGAUUCAAAUGAGUCUAUUGGUAAAACUUUUCACAUUCCCAAUUUUCCUGAUGAAUUUUUGGAUAAUGGUAUUGACAUUACCAUUUAAUACACUAACAUUAGCUAAAAAGAACUUUAAAAAGCAACUAAUGAAUAUUGGUACAAAAUCUUGGUUGACAAUAAUGUCAUUUGUAUUCAGCCAAAUUAAGGCCCAAAAAUCUUUGUUAAAGUUGACAGUAAGAUUCUGCUGGGCUUUGUUUUGGGCUGCAUAUGUUUGUUUUGUGCUAGUUGGGCUGUUGGUUAUGGGCUUUGUGGUUAGUGGGCUUACUAUGAGACAUUUGUUGGAAGAACCAAUUGAGUCUACAAAGGCCUUGAAUUUUGAUUACACAAAAACUAGCCCAGUUGCUUUUGCACCACUUGGUCCUGAUGGGCUUUCUACUCCAUUGAUUUCAAAGCCCAUUAUUGAAGACAGGCCCAUACCAUAUAAUCACAAGUUGCAGCUUACUGUUUCAUUAACUUUGCCUGAAUCUGAGUACAACAGGAAGCUUGGGAUUUUCCAGGUAAGGGUGGACUGCUUAUCAGCAAAUGGCAAAGUGACAGCAACCUCAAGUUAUCCAACCAUGUUGAAGUUCAAAAGCCAACCAAUCAGAUUAGUAGAAACAGCAAUAAAAUCAAUUCCACUAGUCACUGGUUUUCAAUACGAAGUACAAAACCUUAAACUCGUCAUAAAUGAUUUCACAGAAGGUUUUGAACCAACAGAAUGUUUUAAGGUUGUUAUUGAAAAAAGAGCUGAGUAUCAACCACAAGGUGCAGGUAUACCAGAAAUUUAUGCAGCAACAUUACAUGUCGAAACGGAGUUGCCACAAAUUAAAAGAAUUAUUUGGAUUUGGAGAAGAACUGUUUUUGUGUGGAUUGGGAUUUUGGUGUUUCUGAGUCAACUAAGUUUUGCUUUGAUAUUUUGCCGGAGUGUGAUUCUGCCGGGGAGAAGGUUUAUGGCUGUUAUCGGUGCUAAGAAAAAUGUCCAGAAGAAUAAAAUUUCAUGGUAAGCGCAGAUCUUAUCAUCUAUCGGAAACAGCCAGCUCUGAUAAAAUUUGCGCACAUCAUACCCUCAUAUUUUGGGCACGUUGUUGUUGUUGUUGCUGUUGGUAAGCAGAUCUUAUUGGACGUUAUUAGUAGUAUAAUUUAUUAUUCAAGAAAUGCAUGUAGCAUCUUGAUAUUAUUAGGCUUAUUGUUGUUGUUGCAUCUCCUUGUGUUUCUUGUUGUCAAGGAUGAAUGAUAAUAUUGUAGCAGACUUAAAAUAAAUAUAUGAAUGUUCUUAAUAGUUUAA